AUGAAGAGCAGAAAACUUUCCUCCUCCUCGUACGCAUCCUCCUUCUUUUCUUCCAUCGUCGUCAUCGUCAUCAUCAUCCUCGCGAUAUGUUGUUGUUCGACGACGAACUUUGCGAACGCGUUUUAUCUCCCCGGAGUUGCUCCUCAAGAUUUCGAGAGAGACGAUUUGGUCAAUCUGAAAGUGAACAGUUUAACAUCCAUGAAAUCGCACUUGCCGAGAGAUUAUUACACGGACUUACCUUUUUGUAAACCAAACGUGAUAAUGUCUUCGGCGGAGAACCUCGGGGAAGUUUUACGUGGCGAUCGCAUUUACAAUUCCAAGUAUCAAAUACAAAUGCGAACGGACGAGAGCUGUAAAGUGCUUUGCAAAAUCGAUCCGUUGUCGUCUGAGGACACGGAGAGGUUGAAAGCAAUCAUCGAGGACGAAUAUCGUGUGAAUAUGAUUUUAGACAACCUUCCCGUUGCCAUUGCGAAAGAGAACGUCGAUUCACAAACAGGCGAGGAGUACAAAACAUACGACAGAGGAUUCCCAGUCGGGUACCAGACCGAUGACGAUAUCUUCGUAAACAACCACGUCCGGUUUACUAUUCUUUUCCACAAAGACUUGGAAACGGAUUUAGUCAGAGUCGUUGGAUUUGAAGUUGAACCGAUGUCGAUUAAGCACGAAUACGACACGCGCAAAGAGUUCAACGAAGCGUAUCCGCGGUUGGAAACGUGCACGAAACAGCAAGGCGCGGAGGAUUUCUCCUCUUCUUCCGCCACCGUAUCGCCAUUUGAAAUCAAGAACGGAAACGACGGCAUGGUUUCGCCACAACCAUUGGUCGCAGGCGAGGAAAUUAUAUUCACGUACGACGUCAAAUUCAAAAUGAGUGACAUCCGUUGGGCAUCGCGAUGGGACACCUAUUUAAGCAUGCAAGAUCAACAAAUUCACUGGUUCUCUAUCGUCAACUCUGUCAUGAUUUUGCUUUUCCUUUCCGGCAUGGUUGCGGUGAUUAUGAUCCGAACCUUGCGACGUGAUAUCACGAAUUACAACCAACUGGACCAAAUACUUCUUGACGACGCAGCUAUGUCGCAAGAUGCAGAAGAGACUGGCUGGAAACUCGUGCACGGCGAUGUUUUUCGUCCACCAAAAAUGGCGGGGACUUUGGCCGUUUACGUAGGUUCCGGUGCGCAGUUAUUCGGCAUGUCUUUUGUUCUGAUGAUAUUCGCCGUGGCUGGCUUUCUAUCACCAGCGAAUCGUGGGAGCUUAAUGACCGCCAUGUUGCUCCUCUUUGUCUUGAUGGGAAUCGUCGGAGGCUAUGUCGCCGGUAGAUUUGCCAAGACGUUUCAAAUUUUAGCGUGGAAAUCCGUCACCAUCAGAACGGCGUUGAUGUUCCCGGGUGUAGCAGCGGUCAUUUUCUUCUGUUUGAACUUGUUAGUUUGGGGUCAGCGAUCGUCUGGAGCGGCACCCUUUGGUACGUUGCUCGCGUUAGUUUUCUUAUGGUUCGGCAUCUCAGUUCCGCUUGUCUUUGCGGGGUCGUACCUCGGAUACAAAAAGGACGCGGCGGAGUCGCCGGUGCGAACGAAUAAGAUUCCGAGACAAGUCCCACCGCAACCGUGGUUCAUUCGACACAAUUUCGCUGUAUUAGUUGGAGGCAUUUUACCGUUCGGCGCCGUGUUCAUCGAGCUCUUCUUUAUCCUGACGUCCAUGUGGUUGAACCAAGUGUAUUACAUUUUUGGCGUCUUGUUUAUAGUUUUCGCCAUCCUGUGCGUGACGUGCGCGGAAAUUGCAAUCGUCUUGUGUUACUUUCACUUGUGUGCGGAGGAUUACAGGUGGCAGUGGAGAUCGUUCUUUACGUGCGCGAGCUCGAGUUUAUACGUGUUCUUGUAUUCUGCGUACUAUUUUUACAUAAAUCUGGACAUUGAGAAAACGGUACCUUCAAUCAUGUACUUUUCGUACAUGGGUUUGUUGUCGUAUGGUUUCGGCAUUUUAACUGGAACGAUUGGAUUUAUGGCGUGUUACGUCUUCGUGCGGGUGAUUUACGGCGCCGUGAAGAUUGAUUAA
Molecule: messenger RNA, 2043 nt
Organism: Bathycoccus prasinos
Lineage: Eukaryota; Viridiplantae; Chlorophyta; Mamiellophyceae; Mamiellales; Bathycoccaceae
Exons: 1
Coding region: 1-2043 (680 amino acids)
Biological process (GO): protein localization to membrane
Cellular component (GO): membrane
Source: RefSeq, a predicted model, not a curated record